UUGUCAUAACUCAACCGCCCUCCCAAUCACCCCCACCGCCCCCUCCUCCCCAGGAACCCUCCUCGCCCACUAUUUCUGACCAUAGUUUGGACUUAUCACCUUCUCCCGACGAGCUUUUACAUCGGUACGCUUGUGUUCUCCCUGACGUUUAUUCACUAAGUUCGUCCUCAGGCCCCGAGGCACAAAAUCCAACCCCUGACUUCAAUAUGGGAGAUUCGACCUUGAUGCCAGAACAUUUCACUGGUAGAGACACGACCCAUGCUGCUGAAUGGCUUGACCGUUUUCUUCAUUUUGGAAACUUUAAAAAGUGGACUGACGCACAGAAAGUAGAAGUUUUCCCACUAUUUUUGAAGGACUCGGCGUAUCUCUGGUAUAAAGAUCUUAUACCAUCGCUAGGGGAAGAAAUCAUCAUUUUCGAUGAGGUAGAGAGAUUAUUCAGGGACAAGUACGUCCACCCAACUGACCGGUGGGCCCUUCUAGAAUUUUUCGUGAGUCGUAGGUUAUCCCCAACUGAGCCUAUAGACACGUAUUUAGCGGAUUUGACCCAAACAGCUAGCCUAUUAGGUAAGACUGACAUGGACUUGAUGGAUGCAUUUGUUCGGGGACUGGAUGACGGUACGAGGCAACACGUGCUAAUGAAACAGCCGACGGCUCUGAACGAAGCUGUUUCGUUUGCACGUUUGGCUCGAUCCAUAAUCCCUCAAAUUGCAGAAAAUACAGGUGUCAAGUUGGCAAUCGAUACUCUGAGAGACCAGAUUGCUACACUCGCGGCAAAGCUCGCACCAUCGUCGUCCCAGGUUAAUACCUUCCAGUCACGACAGAAUCGAUAUUCCCAACCCCCCAGACAGUCCUCUAGGUAUACAACUCGGCCGUGGCAGCCUCCCCGACAGCAGUUCCAGCCACUCUCGUAUCCGGACGGACCACACCAGCAGAGAAGCCAGCCCCCUCCUCAACGCACACAGUACAACACGGGACGGACCAUGGCUCGGGCACGCCCCUGUUACAGAUGCGGUGUGUUGUAGAUGAUGGCCGUACCCCAUUCUAAAGGGCGGAGAGUCAAGCACCCCCGCUGUCGUCUGGUCCACGCCAAAUCCUUGUUCUGGCUCCUUACUACACGCUUGCUGUCGAGGUUACACGCUGUCCUAUGACCUCUGCUGCUAAACACAGACCGCUAGCCACAGAGAGUUAUCUAUAUCUGUCAGCACCCCGACGUCUACAUCUACAGGUGCUCAUGACGACCGCAUAUACACUGUAACUCUGUCGGCAUACAACAACUUUAGAGAGCGACCAGUCAACACUCAAGCAGUGUUAAGAAAAGUCGACCUCUCGCUUUGCCACUCCAGCCGAGGACCUGACUGUGUGCAUAGACCGCGUGUUUUCAAGGAUUCAAGAACGUUGGACAGCGUAUCGCCAAUUGACUUUUCGAAACAAAAAAGGAGCCAGUGAAUUCGAUUUGGACCAGCGACAAAUGAACUUUCGUGAAUGGUGGUGCCUUAUCGUGGCCAUGUGCAGUGACAUUUGACUUUUAUGCAUCCCUAUUAAUUAAUUCUACAUGGUAUUUGAAUAAUAUUUCAUGGUGUUUAUGCUUUGUGGUUAUACGAAAUAACACAGGAUCAUUAACUUAUUCUUUGCCAGGUAAAUACAUUUUUAACUGUAAAAGUAUUCGUUGUUUUCGAAAUUGUUAUAACAUUUGAAAAUUGAUUACAAUUUUAUAUAUAUAAUGAUCGAUCCUGUUUUACUUCCAUUAUGUUUAUUGUGAUUGUAUUUUAUAUCUCAGACCGGAACUCGUGCUUAGAUCGUCCGAGCUGUGGGCAGCUCUUGUCCACAGGCGGAGGAUGUUAUAAGGUUAAAAAUGCAUCUCAGAAACGAAUGAUGAUAAAUAGAACCCAUUAGAUAUAGUUCGUGACAGAACUUGUAAUUGGAAAGGAAUCAAUAGAGAAAGACAUUUCACAUUUAUCAUUGGAUUGGUCUCUGGCUAUUAUCUAUGAGUUAAUGAAACAAAUGGGGAAUUACAAGGUAUAAUCCAUUUGGAGCUUCGGAGCGAGUCACGAAAUCAAUAGAGAGAUGAGCAAUCUGGCACAUAGGUUUUUGGUAUUUUUCCGAUGGUGACACACAUGAGUUCAUGGUCAGAUAUAAACUUGUAACGAAUCAAAUGGAGAUAUUGAGAUAUGUGACAAGGACAGGUCAGGCUCGAACAGUAUAAAAUGAUACCCUCAACAUUAGGAGAGUGGUGCGCGGUUUACAGUAGAUCGAGUCGAAUCCCGAUCGUUCUAAGUUUCCACCAGCUAGUGACGAGC
Haliotis rufescens (red abalone) is the source of this 2297-nucleotide messenger RNA. RefSeq lists its product as uncharacterized. NCBI's taxonomy places the organism in Eukaryota, Metazoa, Mollusca, Gastropoda, Lepetellida, Haliotidae. The transcript has 2 exons. Bases 207 to 1022 code for a protein of 271 amino acids. The record is from RefSeq and is a predicted model, not a curated record.